This is a messenger RNA of Didymodactylos carnosus, 1193 nucleotides long. The record is from the annotation of a GenBank genome assembly. Lineage: Eukaryota; Metazoa; Rotifera; Eurotatoria; Philodinida; Philodinidae.
AUGUCUCGCAUAGUACCCACCAAGCCUGUUGUAAUUCGAUUAUCGAAACAAUUACCACAAGCAAGCAUAAGUCAACAAACGGCAGAAAUUGAUGUGGAUAAAUUACAGCAAAAUGGUCUUCGAUCAGCAGCAUUCGUGAAAGUAUCACGGAGACGACGGCAAGUAAGUCUUUUUUGAUCUUCACUGACCAAGAGAUACUCGAGGAGCGUGCUUUUAUAGUAAAAUUUGACGUUAUUUCUGUUGAAAAUUUUGCACCAAACAGAUUUAGAACUCGGCGUUAGGUUCCAAACUUUGCAGAAGACAUAAAAUGGUUCGAAAUUUUUGAUCUCGUGCACACACAAUAAAAAUCAUAUGGUUAGAAAGAGCGUAGAAAAAUGAGCAAGAAGUAUAAACUAUCUCGAAGGGGUGUGGUCAAGUUCCCAGCAAAAUCUUUCGUUUCUUCUAUUUCUCCCUGAACUAUCUUUUCUCCUAUCGUUUACGUUCUUUCGCGUUCUUCGUUCUGCUUUAUAAGCAAGUAUUCAAAUUUGAACACAUACUUAUAAAUCAGAACGAAGAACGCGAAAGAACGAAAACGAUAAGAGAAAAGAUCGUUCAGAGAGAGAUAGAAGGAACGAAAGAUUUUGCUGGGAACUUGACCAUACCCUCUCGAAAUAAUGUAUACUUCUUGCUCAGUUUUUUACGCUAUUUCUAACCAUUUGAUUUUUAUUGUGUGUGCACGAGUUCAAAAAUUUCGAAUCAUUUCAUAUGAUCUAUGAAUGUGGAACACGAACGAGCUUGAAAGACUCUUUCAAAACAUUUCUCAUAGAACUGUUUGAGUAAAUAGUUUAUCGAAACUCCCAAAUAUGUUAGACCGCUGAUGAUUCGAAAACCAAUAUUUGUAAAUGUUUGUGAAAAACGAUUGUUGCAACAAUAAAAGAAUCAGAUUCGACGUCAUGCACUUGUCGUUAUAGAAUUCACUUAUAACCUGUCGCCUCGACAGAAACAAUUCUCACGCACAUGUGACCAGUCAUCGAAAACCGUCGUCAGUACGAGUAUCAGUAUUAAGUCGAAAAGUAAGUGUUUUAGUUUCCCAAAUUUGGAAAAAGGAAUCAUCUCCGUUUUUCAUACUUUUACUUAAGCGUUCGAGAAAAAACACACCAACAUCGAACAUAUCUGCUGGUCUUGGUACUAAUCAGGUCAGUACUACUGUUUCU